Molecule: messenger RNA, 4694 nt
Organism: Bemisia tabaci
Lineage: Eukaryota; Metazoa; Arthropoda; Insecta; Hemiptera; Aleyrodidae
Product: phosphatidylserine synthase
Biological process (GO): phosphatidylserine biosynthetic process
Molecular function (GO): L-serine-phosphatidylethanolamine phosphatidyltransferase activity
Source: RefSeq, a predicted model, not a curated record
ACUCAUGUGGCGCUCGAAAAUCUUUGACGACUCGUUUUUUUUAUAACCUCCAAAAAAUUUGAAUGAUAAAUGUAAUCCAUUCAACCUUGUGCUCGUGCGAUUUGAUUACAGUCUCACGGUGCGUUCGCUAAAGUUCAUCGCUAUCUUCGCGUUAUCAACGUGAAAAUUUGCUCGCGUUAUCACCGGAGCUUCAGUUUCGUCUCGGGCUUUGGAACCGGACUUAGGAAGUUUCGGCACAUGGGUCUGCUAAAUUUUUCUUCCUCUUGAUUCUGAGUAUGUAAAAUACUCUAUCUCUCGUAACCUUGGCAAGCACCAAGACAAAACUUGUGCAUUGGUUGUUGUCUGAACUGGUAUGAAUUUUCUUUUUCAAUUGAAUAAUGGUUCGUCGCAAAGAAUGCCUGGACAGCUUCAAUGUCAUUAACGAAAGACCUGUUGAUGAUAUCUGCCUGGAUAUUUUCUACAAGCCUCAUACUAUCACCCUGCUUGCUGUAUCCAUCACUGCAGUAAUUUACACAUCCUUUGUUAGAGAUGAUAUCAAUGUUGAUGACAACAUUUGGACGGGUCUCUGGUGUGUCCUGUUUUUCUUUUUGAUAAUUUCAGUUCUUGCAUUUCCUAAUGGCCCUUUCACAAGGCCGCAUCCUGCAAUAUGGAGAAUGGUCUUCGGUCUCAGUGUCAUGUAUCUUCUGAGUUUGCUCUUCUUACUCUUCCAAAAUUACAAAACUGCAAAAGGAAUAUUUCUAUGGCUUGAUCCCAAACUCAAGGACUUCCACAUAGACAUGGACAAGGAGUACGGAGUCAAUUGCUCAGAUCUCUCCACAGAGAAAAUUUGGAGUCAUAUGGACGUUUUUGCCAUUGGUCACUUCUUCGGGUGGGCUCUAAAAGCAAUGCUUGUCCGUCACCUUGGUAUUCUGUGGGCAAUGAGCAUUAUGUGGGAAGUCACCGAGAUUGCAUUUGCUCAUUUAUUGCCAAAUUUUGUUGAAUGCUGGUGGGAUGCCAUAGUUCUUGACAUCUUACUUUGCAAUGGGCUCGGCAUUUGGCUCGGGCUGAAAAUCUGCAAGUGCCUCGAAAUGCGGGAGUACAAAUGGGUUAGCGUCAAAGAUAUCCGCUCAACAAGCGGGAAAUUGAAGCGGGUCAUGCUUCAGUUUACGCCAGGAAGUUGGACGCACGUGCGAUGGCUGGAUCCAAAUUGUACAUACAUGAGGUUCUUCGCAUUAUGUCAGAUGGUGGUCUUCUGGCAAUUAUCAGAGUUGAAUACCUUCUUCCUGAAACACAUCUUUGAAAUGCCUCCAUCUCACCCAAUAGUUGGAACCAGACUCAUAUUUUUGUGCUUUAUGGUUGCUCCGUCAGCGAGACAAUACUAUACUUUUGUCACUGACCCUCGGUGUAAACGGCUAGGUACACAAUGUUGGGUGUAUGGCGCAAUCAUGAUAACAGAAGCUCUAGUCUGUAUUAAAAAUGGGAAAGAACUAUUCGGUAGAACGCAAAUUGUCAAUAUAGUACUGUGGCUUUUGAUAAUGUUCCUAUUCUCAAUAAUCUGCGUCUAUGGAUGUGUCCUAUGGCAUAAAUAUUUCAAUGAUACAAUAGAUAGCUCAAAUGAUAACUCAUCUAAUCAUGUAGGCAAAAAUAACCAUUGUUCUUCCGAUCCCAAAGGAAUGGUGAACUCAUCCUCUCAAAACUCUGGUGAUGUGAAACAACGCAGAAAAUCCAAGUCAGCCAAAUAGCCAAAUGGAAUAAGACUGAACCAUCUUUCUCCCCGUAUAUUAUUGGGAGAAAGACUUUCAGAUUCUCAAUGGACGUUUCAUACCUUUGCGAAUGCUGUGAUUAAUAUUCUUUUUUUUCAACCUCAGUUUUAGUAUUCCCGUGUAAAGAGGAAGCUCAUGUAAAUUAGCUCAUGUUAAGGUUCUCUUACGCCCAAAAAUCAGGAUUCUUUUUUUUUUUUUCUAUUAGCAUUAAACCAGAGACUUCAGUGAACUCUUGAAAACUAAGAGCAACAAUUUUGGUUUAUAAUUUUUACUAUAUAGCUUUAAUCUAUGGUGAAACUGUGGAAAUGCGUAUCUUGGUUUCCAGCAAUGCCAGAGUUGCCACAUUCAGGGAAUAUGAAAACAUUGUCAUGGAAGAAUCGUUAACUCACCUUUAUUUGCUUUCUAGAAUGAGUUUGAUGUUUUAAAUAACAAAUUUUGUGUGAAAACAAUUUCACAUUAGGUCUCCUUAACCAUCUGGUAUACCCUCAAAUCUCAAUGAAUUUUACGGAAAUUUGCAAGGAAAUCAGAGAAUCUUCAGGAAAAUCCAUCUUGUAAACUCUGUGGCAACCCUGUUCUCUUCAUGCUUCAUUUUCUACAGGGAUAGCUCCUAAACUUCAUUUCUUAAAAAUUCCAUGAUUUUUCUCGUUUAUCUGAAAAAUAUUCUGUGAAGACUUCAAAUCAUGAUGUUGGCUCAGUUUCCUUUUAAAAAGUAAAAUAGGAGCAGAGAUUUUAAAACUCCGCAACCAAGAUACGCAUUUUUUUAAUUUUCUAUGUUGGAAUUUUUUUAUGUGUAUAAUGCUGUUUUCUAUUCAUCUUUAAAAUUUACUAAAGUAAAUUAUCCUCUGGAGACCUUGUCGGCAUUCUCCAGAGUUGAUAUUAGUGGCAACUUUAAUCCACCAAUAUAUCGAAAGAACUUCUCUGAUUAUCAUGCUCAAAAUUAUAAUACUGCUUUGUAUCAAAAUGUGCUUCUUUCCUCUCUUUUUUUAACUGAUUUCAGUUAGAAUUCUAUGUAUUUUCUUUCUUUGGUUUAGUUGGUAAUUUGUUAAAAUUUUGUUCUUUAUAUUAAUAAGCUACCAUUACGGUACUUUAUUUUUUGUUAAGCAAACAAGUUCUUCAUAAAGUUCAGGUUAAGUUGUAAGUUUGUGUUCAUACAUACCCAUCUUUUCUCUAAAAAAAAAAAACAACGUAAAUUGAACUCCUUGAGUACUGUUGGGGUCAAAAUAUUUUUCUUUUCUUUUUUAAUGAAACUUUCUAUCUCUUUUAAUAAAGAACAAAAAAUAUACUUCCGGUAAUCAAAGCUAUCUUUCAACCACAGAAGAGCUCUCUAAACAGCUUUGUUUUCAGCAUACUUAAAGUAAGUCAUUUUUUCUAGUAAACUCCUACUUAAAGACUUUUUUGUCUGUAUCAAAGUUUUUAAUCAUGUAAAUUCAAAAUUUGCACCUUGAAUGGCUUUUUUUCCUAUUGCGCAUGAAGAACUGAAAGAUAUUUUUUAUCUAGAUUUCAACUGAAUGUGUGAGAUUAUGAGCUUUUCGAUCAAAAAAUGCGGAACUUUUGUCUUAGUCAUAAAAACCUAGCUUUAAGAGAAGUAUUUGGUGGCAAUCUAGUGUGCCAUCACAGAUAUGAACACAAGUAAAAACCUAAAUUGCAAGAAAUAAAAAUUUUAAACCUUUAUUCAAAACAAAUUACUUUUAAUUGAGAAAGAUAAACUUUUGAAGUUAUCCUUCAAUUGAGUUGCAAGUCAGCCCUUUGAUCCGCCUGUUUAAGAAAAAGUGUAAUUGUUUUUUUCAUUCUGUGGUGAAGUUCUUAAACAAAGAUUUAAUGUGACACCUAGAAUUCAAGAUGCAGGUGAAACAGAAUUUGCACUCUUUACAAAUUCUAUACUUUUAAGAAUUUGAUUGAAAUAUCAAAGUUAGAGGGUAAUGCAUCUACACGUCAACCAAAUUCUAGGUCUCUGGACCUGUAUCUUGCUAUUUUACCUCAAAAUACAAGAGUUCUUUAUGUUAAAGUUGAAUUAUGUUAUAAAUUCAGUGUGCCAGAAUCGCUUUUUUGCAACCUUCUUCGCUGCAAACCCUAACAGUAGAUCUGAAUUUUUUUUAUUUCCAUUAUACAUUGUACUCGCAUUUUUCGGUUCCAAAAAACAAGAAUUUGCCCUUUAAAAUAGCUCUAUUAACUGAAACCCAUGAAUACAUCCAGGAAAAUUGCAUUUUAUUGCACCUGGUAGUUCUGUUCUUAUUUUAAGAAUUUCAUCAAGUUUGCUGGAUGUUUCAAGUUUGGGGCUUGGCUAUAAAAGAUGCCUCCAAAUUUCUUAAAAAAUUAUUAUUUAGUAGCAGCAAUAUUCAUUCUCUGGAAUUAAAGUAUCUAUCUAACUAUAAGCAUUGUUUGUUUUUACUCCGAUCGACUGUAGAGUAAAAACUUCUUAUAAAAGACAAACGCUUCAGAUCUAAUUUUUAAUGAGUGUAAAUUUUUUUCUGUCAUUAGAAUAGUCAUUAUUCAAAAAAGUCAUCUGACCAUAAGUUUUCUAGUUUUAUAUUCUAUGGGGUACUAAUGUAAUUAAUGAGGUUUUUGGACUCCAUAUUAAAAAAUGGUUGUGCUCAAAAUCUGUUGAUGUCAAUGUCACGAAUCAGUUCUCUGCAAUUUUUUACUGUCCGUAAGUCUUUUCAGAACAUAAACUGUAAAUGCCACAAUGUUUAGGUGACGUCUGAAUUUUGAUCAACUUUUAACAGUUGAAACAUCUUAUGAAAGAAAUUUUCUUCAAAAUUGAUCAAAACGUUCCUUGAAAUUUGAUUUCUAAAACUUGGAGUGGAAAUUUGAUCGAAAUGCUGUAAUCAACUUUAUCAGUUCGAUGUUUGAACUUUUGUGCCUUUCUUGAUGAAAAGUUAUUACUUCAGACCUUAACAAUGAAAAACAAUAGAUCCAGACAGAAGCCACCUCAUAAAAAUUUGAAGUAGGAAA